Molecule: messenger RNA, 1798 nt
Organism: Xylaria bambusicola
Lineage: Eukaryota; Fungi; Ascomycota; Sordariomycetes; Xylariales; Xylariaceae
Product: PLC-like phosphodiesterase
Exons: 4
Coding region: 618-1679 (353 amino acids)
Biological process (GO): lipid metabolic process
Molecular function (GO): phosphoric diester hydrolase activity
Source: RefSeq, a predicted model, not a curated record
UGCUGUCUGCCUCUGACACCUCAACCCUCGCUACGAAACGACAAAUCUGGCAUCCACCAAGCGAGACCAGACCGCCUGUAGCUUGGUCAUGCAAGCUGUGACCUACAGUUAAUACCACUGCAUACAUACUUAUAGUGCGGUGGUGCAUUGGUGUCCAUUGGUCAGACAGAAUCUAACCCAAUAGUUCCCGAGGACCCAUAAGGCAGCACGAGUCCUAUCCAAUCAGGCAUGCUAUGAUAUAUGGUCACCGAGAGCGACCCAGCAGAGCUUCUUAUCCGGUAUCAUACUCUCCUAUCUGCCGUAGCCUUGUGUGAGGCCAGGCCUGCCGCCUCGACCAGAUUGCAUCUUGUCGGAAUCAUCGCACUACCUAGUCGGCUUCUGCGCUUUGACAUAAGUGGCAAGAAGAAGCUGAAGAGAGUCUCAGCUUCCACACCGCCAUUACCAUACGAGACCGUGAAAUAGAUAAUAUCAUUCAUCUGUGGCCUUGCUGCUUGUCAGGACAGGACAGCAAACCCUAUUGUCUUAAUGAAGAAUUGUGUUUGAGAUCACAAAACGUUCGCGAGAAACCAGUUCGCUAGCCGUCUACUACCCCUAUCUCAUGGGACUAGAACAGUAAAAUGUCAGUAGUAAUGAAGGAUCGCUCUAAAAGCACAGCACAUGAGCAGAGACCUUUUCUAAGAACUGAUCACGAAACUAUGGCAAACGCUACUACGAUGAAACAUGCUUUCAUUGGCUCACAGUUAACACGCAUGAAGUCUGUUCCCCAAACAAUCGGCCAUCGAGGGUUUAAGGCCGCUGCUCCGGAAAAUAGUAUGGCGGCUUUCAAAGCCGCUACCCAGGCAGGUGCUGAAGCAAUAGAGACAGAUCUUCAUCUCACUCGUGACGGCGUAGUUGUACUAUGUCAUGAUGAAACACUCCAGCGCUGCUACGGCAACAAGUCUAGAGUUCGUGAUCUCGACUGGGCCGAGAUUAGUAAACUACGAACACUUCGUGAGCCUUGCCAGCCAAUGCCGCGGCUCAUUGACCUGUUGGAAUACCUGAACCAGCCCGGACUGGAGCGAAUUUGGCUGAUGCUUGAUAUCAAGACACAUGACGACGCCGAAGAAAUUAUGAAAAGAACAGCGGAGGCACUUGCCUCAGUGCCUAGCCAACGGCCUUGGAAUACUAGAGUUACACCAUGCUGCUGGAACGCAAUUUAUAUCAAGCUUUGCAUGACGUAUCUGCCUGGCUAUCCCAUUACCCAUGUUGGAUUUUCCACCACAUACGCGCGCUGUCUAAAAGAUAUCCCUAAUAUAUCUUUCAGUAUGUUACGGCACACCCUAGCGUCGCCAUGUGGUAGGCGUUUCAUACGAGACAUGAGAAAAUUAGAUAUUCCUGUUUACGUCUGGACCGUAAAUGAAGAGAUUUGGAUGGAGUGGAGUGUUCAAAGAGGACUUUCAGGUGUUAUCACUGACGAGGUCUCAUUGUUUCGUGAAGUGUGUGGCCGGAUGAGCAGCGUUGAAGUACAAGCACCAAUCACUAGCAAGCGCCAGAAGAAGGCCGCCACAAUACUAUACGAAACAAUACGAUUUUGUGGAGAGAUGGCUUUGCUUCAUUUCCUCAUCGCCAUUUUUUUGGCUCGAGAGUGGCUGAAGCAUGGACCCCCCAGUCGUCACAUCAGCAAAGUGUUGGAUGGAUAACUGUGCGCUCUCCAGAAGGAUUUCAGUCAAGAGAAGACCAAUUAACUGUUGAAACAAAACUACAUACAAAAGCCGUUUGAUGUAUCAGUACGCAAGAAAAGAACAGUUUCCUGUGAGCA